CUCGCGCCCUGUGUCAUGAGCGACGAAAUAGGGUUUUUAAAACCAGCAGACCGUGGCCUUUUUGAGAUGCAUCAGCACCAGCAGUGUCAGCGGCUCAAGCUGCAGGACCUCAAUUCGCACCUCGUGUGCGACAUAUGCAAGGGCUACCUCGUCGAAGCCACCACGAUUGUCGAAUGUCUGCAUUCCUUUUGCAGAAGUUGCCUGGUGCGCCACAUCGAUAGACACGCCGCCUGUCCCACCUGUGAUGCGCCUCUUCCUAAAGCCAAACCGUUCCUCCACAUCAGAUCUGAUAAGACGCUGCAAGAUAUUGUGUACAAACUCGUUCCCGGCCUCUACCACAACGAGAUGCGGAGGAGGCGCGACUUCUACGCCAAACACCCUGACGAAGUGUGGCGGACAACUCAUGAGGAGCGUGGAACUGCAAUGGAUCGUCUCGUUUUCUCGCCCCAAGACCAAUUCUCGUUGUCGCUCGAGUACUUCAAGCCCCACAGCGGCGACUGUCGCAACGACGACUGGGAAACGGGCUCGACCCGCAGCAGCACCAGUAGCCACGAGAGCAGUAGCGAGGGAGCCAUAGGCCGGCGAUAUCUCCAGUGUCCAGCCCUAUUCACAGUCGGCCUUCUGAAAAAGUUCCUCAGAUCGAAAUUCGAGCUUAUGCCCAACCACAAGGUGGACGUGAUUCAUCGCAAAGUAUGCCUUCCAGAUGAUUAUACAAUCAUGGACGUGGCUUACAUUUACUCGUGGAGACAGGCGUCGCCAAUAAGAUUUUUCUACCGCUUCUACGACGACUCCAGACCCGCGGUGGUGCAGCCCGUUCAGCAGCAGCCGACCACGGUGAGCAAGGGAAAGGCCGGCGAGAUGGUAUCGGCGACCAAGAAGAGACUCUCCGUCGACGCCGCGGCCAAAUCUGAUCAAGAAACAAAGACUGCCGACGCUGAAAAAAUUAAGGUAGAGGAAAAAGUAGCGCCGCCGGUUGCGCCCAAAGUCGCGGUGGUGAUCACGCAGAACGAAAACGAGCACCCCGUAAUUUCGAUUCCUUCACCACCCCCUUCGUCCGAGUCCACGCCCGAACUGGACUUGCUGGACAUUAUUGAUAAGAAUAUCAAAGAAGAGACUGCCGCCCUUGCUAACAAUAACAACAACGAGCCCUCCGUGGUCACCGAGAGACCAAAAACCCCACCCAAAGUGGAGGUUCCCACUUUGCCCAAAACUCCCCCUCCCCCGUUGAGCGUUUCCAUCACGCCGACAACGACCUCUCCUCUGACCAAGUCUCCGAUUUCCCCUGUAGUUACUUCCCCGUCAAAGUCCAAAAUCCGCUCACCGGGAAGUGGAUCGAGCAUUUUAUCCAUCGCCUCUGAACUCGCGCGAAAGCAGCAGCAGCAGAUGGAGAAGGAGAAGAGCAAAUCCUCCUCCCCAGUGCCAGCAGUGGUGCCAACCUCAAAAAGCGCUCCCGCCCCUCCUGCCCCCAAUCCUGUUGUACCUUCGGCCAGGUUAGGCUCAGGAAAGUCGUCCUUGGAGAUCAAACUUGUUCCUUCGAACGCCGCCAACAAAUCCAACCAACCGCCAAAGGCUGAACUGAGCAAGCCACAGACCUCCAUCACCCUCAAGUCCAACGUGGACAAGCAGCCAAAGGUCGCCGCGGAAACAGUGAUUUCCAAACAGUCAGCCAUUGCCAAGGGUGGUGCACCUGGCAUCGCGCCUAAAUCUCCGCAGAAGAGGCCGCACCAGCCUUACAAGUUCCACAACUACGAACACAGCCUUCUGAAGGUAGCCAAAGAGGACCCGGCCAAGAAAGCCAAGAUCGAGGAGAAACCACCCGCCCCUCUUUCGCCCCACAAGCCAAGUGCCAAGAUGUACCACUCCGCCACGAUUUCCCCCUUCGCCCCUAUCCACCGACCCCACACUCAACCCCUCAGCAUCAACCCUCCCUCUCUGAAGCCUCAGAGACCGGCGUCCCUCUCCUCAACCUCUUCACCCUCCCCUUCUCCUCCUUCAAACGAGUCAAGACACUUCCCUUCUCCACCUCAGCACUCCAAAAAGUCACCGACCCUUGAGCCACCCCUUUCGCCGGUCAACAGCCUUUACAAUGGACUCCUGGCCGCCGCCGCGGUGGCCAGACACCCCAACCAGGCGGCCGCGGCCGCUCUUUUCAUGCGCCAGCAACUGGAGUACCAGAGACUGUACCAGCAGAGCGCCGAGUGGUCCUUCAACCCCCAUUUCAUGCACCACUCGGCGGCGGCCAACACGAUGAAGCGCCUGAGCGAAGGGUACAUGAGGUCCCUUUACCCCUUCGGUAUGGGCAGUGUCCCCACCACUAGUGCCCCUCCCGCCCCCUACUCGUCUUCAAUCAGUUCGAGCGGACACUCCAAGUGAUUAUUGCCCGAGGUAGAAUUUACCUCAUCGUGUCUAUCUUUAGUUUGCUUCAGUAUGUUAACAAUUAGUCGAAGGAGCAAACAGCUUUUCUAAGUACUUUUGUAGUAAUUUAAAGUUAUUCUUAACUGUGAUGAGACUUCAAUAUAUACAAAAACAUGUCUUGGAUAAAUGUUUACAACACUGUAAAAUAUCGUGUACAGCUUCAGAUGAAAUCAUUUUGGUGAAAAAAUAAAGUCUUGUUGAUUGCCUAUUUUUGGAAUGCAGGAAAAUUGAAAAAUGUUUAUAGUAUAUCUCCAGCUUAUUCCUCCUAAUUGUAUGUUGUUCAAAUAUGAAUCAUUGACGUCAUCAUUUUUCCAAUAAAAUUCACUUAAUCACUGUACAAAGCAUUCUUAGCAGUAGAAUAAAAUAUUCUAUUAAA
Molecule: messenger RNA, 2791 nt
Organism: Neocloeon triangulifer
Lineage: Eukaryota; Metazoa; Arthropoda; Insecta; Ephemeroptera; Baetidae
Product: polycomb group protein Psc-like
Exons: 10
Coding region: 16-2373 (785 amino acids)
Biological process (GO): negative regulation of transcription by RNA polymerase II
Cellular component (GO): PRC1 complex
Molecular function (GO): promoter-specific chromatin binding
Source: RefSeq, a predicted model, not a curated record